GGCUUCUCAACUCUCAAGUCACGCCCAUUCACUAACCUGUCUUCUACCAAAAGCCAACACAACUACUUACCAUCAAAAUGGCAAAAUCUAUCCUUGUUUUGCUGCUUGUCUCUUUGCUUUACAGUUCAACAAUCGCAAAAUCUGCAACCCCCGCAAGUUCCAGCACUAGUGCCUCAAAUUUCAUCAAGGCCUCCUGCAGAACCACCACCUACCCUGCACUGUGCGUCCAAUCUCUGUCAGCUUAUGCCACUUCCAUCCAGCAAAGCCCGUUCCAACUAACCGUGACUGCGUUGUCCGUGAGCCUGGACAGGGCUCAGUCCACCAAGUCAUUUAUCUACAAGUUGACAAAGCUCAAGGGAGUGAAGGCCAGAGAGAUGGAAGCUAUCAAGGACUGUUUGGAGGAGAUUGAUGACACUGUGGACAGGCUCAGCAAGUCCGUUAAAGAGCUGAAGAACUUGGGUGAGUCCAAGGGUAAGGACUUCCAGCGGCACAUAAGCAAUGUGGAGACUUGGGUUAGUGCAGCUUUGACAGAUGAGAACACUUGCGUUGAUGGGUUUGCUGGUAAGGCUUUGAAUGGGAAGUUGAAUUCUUCGAUUAAGGCAAGAAUUGUAAAUGUUGCUCAGGUGACUAGCAAUGCACUAGCAUUGAUUAACAAGUUUGCCUCCAAGAACUAAUGAUUAAGUGAGUUAAGUAAAAUUAUGUUGAUAUAAAUAAGUUGAUUUUGAAUGAAUCUAGUUUUUGCUAUAUGUAAGAGUGAGACAAACUUUUUAAUCAAGGUUCUUGAGUGAUGUGCAUGCAUAGAACGAAACCAUCUGCUUUUCAUUUCUUUUUCA
Messenger RNA from Manihot esculenta (cassava), 833 nucleotides. RefSeq names its product 21 kDa protein. Lineage: Eukaryota; Viridiplantae; Streptophyta; Magnoliopsida; Malpighiales; Euphorbiaceae. Gene Ontology annotation, molecular function: enzyme inhibitor activity. Gene Ontology annotation, biological process: negative regulation of catalytic activity. Bases 78 to 674 code for a protein of 198 amino acids. The transcript has a single exon. The record is from RefSeq and is a predicted model, not a curated record.